AAAAACCCCUAUAUGCCAUUUAUUGGUUAAAAUCGAUGAACAGAAAGACAUUUGUUUGGAGGUAUUAGAUAAGCUUGAGGAAGCAUACCAGAAAAGUGGGGAUAAACAAAACGCAUUAAGAAUAGGUGAUGAAUCAGACAAAGUAGCUGAGCAAGUGGAUGUUGAAACACAUGCCUCACAUCAAUUUUUGUUAUCAUUAGUCAAGAAAUCUGUGCAUUUAAAAAACAAUGUUGCUAGGGCAACUGAAUCUCGACCGACCAGUACACAACAGCCAGCCCAGGAAAUUGUUACUGCAGAAAAUAUGGAAACACCCUUGUUGGAAAACGAUGGAGUACAAACUGAAUCGAAUAGCAGUUUGCCGCUACAGACACCAAGUAAGCAGUAA
Molecule: messenger RNA, 385 nt
Organism: Paramuricea clavata
Lineage: Eukaryota; Metazoa; Cnidaria; Anthozoa; Malacalcyonacea; Plexauridae
Source: the annotation of a GenBank genome assembly